ACUGCUCGUCGAUUCGCCGAGCGAUCGACAUCGAAGUGUUCUCGUCGAUCGAGGAAACGAGAAAGAGAGAGGAUUCCUUGAGAUACCAAGCAAACAUCCAGCAAAAGGGUAUCGGGCGUAGUCAGAGUCGAUUUGUCGUUCAGUGCUUUCUUUCGGAGGAAGAAGAUAAAGGUAUCAGGGAAGAUGGAGAAGGAACAGCCGGAUUCCUUGGCGACCGUAGCCGUCGUCUCGGAGAAGAUGCCUCAUCCGCCUCAUAGUAAUUACGCACCAAGCGAGGUGUACUCCUCUGCCGAACCGCCACCGGCGUACAUUAGGCCAAAGAGCACGGCGGUUCAAAUUGCAAGAAUCGCGGCUGUCACCUUGGUGACAAUGUCCGUGGUCCUUGGAAGCUUCAUCCUUGCAGGAUCCUGGGUCCAAGCUCGAGCAUCUUGCACACCUGAAUCGAUUGCUGCAAUGCAAGCUGAGCUUAGGUUGCAGCAACAGCAGCAACCAUCAUCGAUUACGUAUCAGCAAGGUGAAUUCUUGAAGCAUCUGCAACCUGAAGCUCUCGUUCAGGAUACGAGCGAAACGAAGGAGGUUCAGCAAUCUCUCGCUGAGCAAACACCAGUGAAGAAAGAAGCAGAGCCAGACACCAAGGACGUCAAAGUCCACAAGGAGGAUGAGAACAAUUCAAAGUCAGACAACGAAAGCGGUGACCAUGACGAUGAUGACGAUGACUACGAUGACGACGAUUUUCCUCCCGUGCACAUCAAAUUGCCCCUUCAACUCGAUUUUGAUGAAAUUGCUGGCACUUUGAUCCAAGAGGCACGCAGCAGAGUUUCGUGCGUUGUCGAAAGACGAAGGGCCGAUCAAGUGAUGGACGGUGCUAACAACAAUAAUAUUGAUAACAAUACUGAUUCUCGCUAUCAAAGACUGAGCGGGGAACGUGUCGCCAUUUUGUGCGAAUCUGGCAAUCCUCAUCAAGAGCAGCAAGAUCAAGAGAUGCUCACGCCAAUUAUUAUUCCAUUGGGAACCGUCCAAGUACCACUUCAGUCUCAGGAGCAGAACCCAGCCUACCAUCAAUAUCAAGUGCACACUCAGUAUCAAGUUCCUGACAUGCAACAGUUACCACUUAGCGACCCACGCGGACUUAAUCACAUCCCACCUGGUAUUCUUCCCCCUGAAUUGCGAAAUAUCCCUCAGGUAACUAUGGAGAUGAGGCCUCCACGUAUGGGACCACAGACGCCCAUGAUGGGACCACAAAAUCCUGCGAUGGGACCACAAGUUGAGCUGCGUCGAAUUCCCAUCGAAUUGCGUCAUUUCCCGGUGAAUCCAAUAAGAGGUAUGCGACCACCAAUGCCCCAGGAACCGCAACAAGUACCUCUGAUGUAUCAACAAGUCGAACAAACUGGAGCAUAUGGCCAAGAACCAGCUAUGAUGCCUCCUCCAGCGCCGCAGCCAGAAGCUCAGAUUCAUGAGCAAAGGAUUAUUCCUCAUGUAUUGAUCCCGCAAACCGAACAACGUCCACCUCAGAUGCCACCGCAAGUACAGCCUCAAAUGCAGCCCCAGAUGCAACCUCAGCCUCAAGCUCAGCCUCAGUCACAACCCCAACCGCAGCCUCAAGUGCAAGAAAGACAACGUUCGCCCUUCCAAGGAAUUCCGUUCGAAAUUCGAAGGAUUAUCCAACAAGUACCUCUAGAGAUUAAGAAUAUCAUUCAACAUAUCACCGGUGAAGCGAGACCUGUACCCGUACAAAUACCAGAUGGUGCUCGCCGCGAGAAUGUCCAGGAGUUCAAACCGUUCCCGGAAGGAGCUCAACCCAUUCCUUUAGGACUUCCACUUCCGAUAGAGGUACGAAAUCUAUUGGAGCAUGGAAAUAUCGAGGGCCGCCAGCGACCGGAUGGUUCCAACGAACAACAGGAAGCGAGACCUUUUCCUGGACCGGAGGAUGAUAGCGAGGAAGAAAGAAACUUUCCUGUACCGGCGGAAAUUCGUAACAUAAUUCACCAGGUCGUAGAAGGUAAUGCGUUCCCAGUUCCAAGAAUUUCUCUGCCACUGAGACCUGUAGAAUCCUUGGAAAUACCUGUUGAGGCCCGUGCUGAAGUUACUGAUAAUCAAAACUCUGAACAAGAAUCAGAGCAAAGGCAGCAAGAGCAACAACAAACACCACACAUGAUGAUGGACCAGCAACAACAACAAGUGCAACAGCAACAACAAGAACAAGAAGAAGAAAGUCGCCCACACUAUGUGCAACCACGUUCGGUGCGUUCUAUCCCAGAGGCAUUUACUCAUCGCCGUGAGAAGCGUGUACGUCGUUGUGCUUGCGAUUGCGCCUGUUAAUUCCAGUUACAGCGAAUCGAAUGUCCCAUCAUACCCGGUCAAAGAGAAUGCCCUAAAAAAAAAGAAGAAGAAACGCAGCUCGGAACGUGUUUGACGAGUUCCCGUAAACCCGAAAGAAGAUUUUUCAGGCGAUUCACGUUUCCUUUCUCGAAUUUCAUAUUUUUGUAAAUCUUUACAAUCUUACGAAAGCAAACUGGACUGUAAGAAUAAUCUUAUUUUUAUAGAAGACAGCAUGGGACGAAAAGUCAUAGAGAUUAAAAAACACCGUUAAGUUUGUAGUAUUACAUUGCUAUAAAGCAGCAAAGCUACGAACGUGCUUUUAUUUAGGCUGUUCAUAAUACAAUCGAAGAAAAUAAAAUGAUAAAAAAUAAAGAGAAACUCGAGGGUCAGAAGACAUUGUAGAGAGUAGACAUUUAUAUCGACACCUAUUAGAGGGAGAAGAUACACCUAUUAGUGGGAGAAAAAUCCAUUGAUUAAGAAUAAUAAUAUCCUUUUUCUCAACUAACACGUUUUCAUCGAAGGAAAUUAUUAGAGUUUCUUCUUUCAGUGACAGUGACAAUCGCAUGCAGAGAGAAAAUUAAAGAUAUGAAUAAAUCUGUGAUCGUUUCUUUUAUUUUCAUUAAAAAGAGAUUAAAAAAAAAAAGGACACAAGAAGAAACUAAUAAUAUGUUUUUCAAAUAAUCGAAGAUAAGUUUGCAAUGUUUCGCAACAAUUGCUAUAUGUGUAUUAUGUAGAUGGCUUAAGAGAAGUUGCUAUUCUUUAUCCAGUAUUGUAAUUAACGUCGACACUUGCGGUUGGUAAUUUUUAAUCGGUUGUCUGCUUAAAAGAAACGAAAAUAAAGUUUGAAGGUCCUUCCAUAAAAUCCA
Molecule: messenger RNA, 3185 nt
Organism: Frieseomelitta varia
Lineage: Eukaryota; Metazoa; Arthropoda; Insecta; Hymenoptera; Apidae
Product: transcription factor SPT20 homolog
Exons: 9
Coding region: 184-2319 (711 amino acids)
Source: RefSeq, a predicted model, not a curated record